Molecule: messenger RNA, 1672 nt
Organism: Zootermopsis nevadensis
Lineage: Eukaryota; Metazoa; Arthropoda; Insecta; Blattodea; Termopsidae
Source: RefSeq, a predicted model, not a curated record
CCUCACUACAUGAGGGUCCAUCUCGCUGGCGGAGGCUGCAGUGUGAGUCAGACCCUCGCAGAGAACACAGUGAUUGCCUCGUGACGUCAUGAAGUUGGUAGUGCUCAUGUUGAUAACCAGUCUCCUAGGCAACUUCUGCAUCGCGAAGCAAUCGGAAGAAACUUCGUCCCUGAUUUGGAACAACGCGGACCGCGGGAAUCCGCCUUCGCCGCCCCUCAAACUGGACCCCGCGCUCAGACGCGCCUUGCUCCGCGCUCUAACGCAGCUGGAACUCGAGGCGCAGAGUAAAUCAGCCGGAGCGGACCCCACAGGAAACACCACCCCUCCAGGUGAAGGCUCCGGGAGCGACGAGCAGGAGGCCAACAUAAAACGUGACCUCGAGGAAUUGUUAGGAAACUACGAGAACGGCUUUCAGCCCCCGAAGGAACCGCAGCCUCCAGACACACCCAAGGACAACAACGAAAUGAUUGUGUUAGACGAACAAAACUCACAGCCAGCUGACGACGUCAGCGUAAUCGACUACGAUGUCCCCGACGACAAGACACAGCCGCCCGAAGACUUACAACGACACGAGACGGCGUCUUUCUUAGAGAAACCACAGGACAGCGCCAUAUUCUUCCAAGAUCAGCAAAGGGAAUCACAGAAGACGACCAUCGCUGAAGAGAAACCAGAGACGGAUGUCUCGACGCCGAUUGACAUUCAAACAAACAUCAUACCCUCAAGUACACAAGUGACGGGCACUGACAUAACUAGCAAUACUGGAAGAAGGGAAAGUGACCAGGACUCCAACGCCGUAGAGACGUCCUCGACGAGCAAAAACGCUGUCGUCAAGAGCACCGACCCGACGCUUGCCAAUGGCGUCACAAAACUCGAUCUCGAUGACCAAGACGUCUCUAUAUUCCAGGCUCCACUCGUGGCUGCAUUUACGCUACAGCAAGACGAGAAGGGUAAUCCGAAACGCGUUGUGCCUCUUCUCCGGCGGCCACAGUCACCUCUGGUAACACCACGGCAGCGUCUGCCAUUGUCUCGAGAACAAGAGUUAGAACAAAAAACUCGUCUCUUAGAACAACAGCUGAUUCAGCUGCAACAACAACAACACUUCCAACAACAGCAGCAGUUCCAACAACAUCAACAACAGCUCUUGAAGCAACAGCAACUCCUACAGCAGGAACAGUUGAGGCAGAGACAGCAGCAGCUGUUCCUGGAAGAACAACAGAGGUUGAGGCUCCAACAACAGUCCUUCCUUCCCUUAGGGCCACCGCCAUCACCACAGCGGCAAAGACCUCAAAGGCAGGAGACUGGCACCGGAAUAGUGGAUUUUCAGCAAAGCGUUGGUUUCCAGUACAGACAGCAGCCGAACACCCCCUUCCCGCAACAGUUCGUCCCGAACACAUUCCAGCAGGGUUCCAACCCGGCGACGACGGACUUCGUAUUUAAAAACCAGAACACCUUGAGGCAGAGUGUUCAUCCGCCGUCCGUGAACAGCCAACUUCAAAACCUUCUGUACCAGUCGGGUGUCGCCGGGGACCUGCAGAACAACGGAGCGUCGCCUCAAGAAGAUCUCAACAUUGUGUCCAAAAUUCUCUCCCUCAACCACGAAGGAAGAGCGAACAGACCUGGCAGGGAGACGCUUGAACCACCGUCCAGAAUAAUCAGACCGCCAUUUCCAUAA